Mizuhopecten yessoensis (Yesso scallop) is the source of this 807-nucleotide messenger RNA. RefSeq lists its product as uncharacterized. The transcript has a single exon. Bases 1 to 807 code for a protein of 268 amino acids. The record is from RefSeq and is a predicted model, not a curated record. NCBI's taxonomy places the organism in Eukaryota, Metazoa, Mollusca, Bivalvia, Pectinida, Pectinidae.
AUGUAUGAUGAGGUGAAGAAUGCAUCAAAAAAGCAAGGGGAUGAAUUACAGAGGCUGAAAAGAGCAGUCCACACGCAUACGCCUAUAAAAGGGAACUUUGAAAGUCUCGAAAAAGUAGUGAAUGAGUUGAAAUCUGAUAAAGAUGAAUUGAAACGGAGUGUAACAGAUUUAAGGUGGCGCUCUAUGAAGAACAACCUAGUGUUCAGUGGUUUAUUGGAGUCACCCAAAGAGAAUACAGAAUCACUUCUCCGAGAGUUUCUACACGUAGAAUUGAACAUCCAGCACCAUAUUGAGCUUGGUAAUGUUCAUCGAUUUGGAAAGUUCAUUCGUGGAAAAAGAAGGUCAAUCGUCGCUCGCUUCAUCUACAACAAUGGCAGAUCCUUAGUGUUGAAGCGGUCAGGUAUGCUAGCAGGAACUUCGUUCUAUAUCAAUGAACAAUUCCCUUCAGAAGUUGAACAAAAACGAAGGCAACUGUACCCAACAUAUAAAGACCUAAAAGCCAAACACCAUAAGGUCAAGCUUGUCAGAGACAAGCUCAUAGUGGACGGCAAGUUGUACACGGGGCCUUUGGUAAGUAGUGACGUCAGAGCGAAGAAUAGCAACCCGCGACAGACCAGAACAUAUAGUGACGUUGCUCAAAGUCCGUCAAAUGGGUCUCCUGGUGUGCAUGCCCAACCGACAAAACGUUCUCACCUGUGUCAUCAGGUGAAACUACCCUUAAGUCUGUAUAGGAUGAUGAGGAGAGUGAACUCUCUACUGUUAACGUUCUAUCAUGGAAUGUUUGCAGAUCACUUGUUGAUAAACUGA